Messenger RNA from Myxocyprinus asiaticus (Chinese sucker), 3952 nucleotides. Its product is annotated as proteoglycan 4-like. The transcript is spliced from 2 exons. The record is from RefSeq and is a predicted model, not a curated record. The coding region runs from base 1426 to 2937 and encodes 503 amino acids. Lineage: Eukaryota; Metazoa; Chordata; Actinopteri; Cypriniformes; Catostomidae.
UUCAAACUUGUGUUUAUCUUAAAUCUAGUUAAUUUUCUAGAUCUUGUGGCAUGAAAAAAUUAUCUUUAAAAGUACAAAUAUUCAAUGUAUUGCAUGCGUAAUAAUUAACAAAUUAGCAAAUGCUGUUUCAAAGUUUCAGAUGAAGUAUAUUAUAUCACACUGCACAACGUCAACUUCCCCAGAAGUAGGUCGACAACCCAUAUGCCAUAGGUGUAGGAAACUGAUUUUUAACCUCCUAAAAUAAUUAUAUCUGCAGAGUUUGAAGUAUUAUAUGGCCCAUAGUUGUGGCACUAAUGUCUGAUAUUAGUCUAGGUCAUACAUCCAAACUGAUCAUGUUACUGUACCAUUGGAAAACUACACCUCUCUCUCUCUCUCUCUCUCUCUCUCUCUCUCUCUCUCUCUCUCUCCCAGAAAAACGACUUAUCUCAUUUAGUUUCAUUUACAUAUUAUUGUUUGUUGUGCCCAAAGAUAAUUUUAAAGAGUCUUGUGACCAGUCUACAGGAAGGACCUCAUAUUUUUAUUCCACAUGAUAUUGCUUUUCAACCUUGCCUCAAGCUGCCUGACUCAUAUUGCUUCCAAUUAUUACUUUAAAUAUUCCAAUUAAUGUGCAAAUAUUCCCUAAAAAGGCGGAAUUGGUCUUUCAUACCAGCUUUCUUUCAUAUGUUGAAUACAAUUUAAAAGAAUAUUCCAGGUUCAAUACAAGUUAAGCUCAGUGGACAGCAUCUGUGGCAUAGUGUUGAUUACCAAAAAAAAGAAUAAAAAAAUUCAGAUUUAAUAAUAAAAGCACAAAUCAUGGUCAUAGUGAAGCACUUACAAUAGAAAUGAAUGAGGCAAAUUUUUGAUAGUUUAAAUGCAGAAAUAAGAAGCUUAUAAUAAAAAAAUUCACUUAUAUUAAUUCUUCUUUUACAACUUGUGUGAAGUUGUUUGAAUCGUCAUUUUUACAGCUGUUUUAGGGUUUACAGAGUUACGUCCUCAUGCCAGUGAAGUUAGGUUAGUUAGUUUUUAUUAGGUAGUACUUUUCACAGAAAAGACAAGCAAUUUUAUCACACUAAAAUCAUGUUAACAUGCAUAUUGUUUACAUCUUUGUCACAUAUUCCCUGUUUAUGUGUUGACUUUUGUUGAAAUUCUUGUUUAGUUCCUGUUUCCUGUUAGUUUGUAGUCCUUUUGUAGUUUCAUUUUAUGAUUGGUUUUCCCCUGAUUGUUUCCACAGGUGUUCCUCGUUCCCUUGUUUGCCCCCAUGUAUUUAAGCCCUUGUUUUCCCCUGGUUUCUUUGUCAGUCUUUACAUGUGUUGUCAUGUUCUGUGCCUGGUUUCCCAUGUUUUCGUUUCAUUCUGAGUUACUUUGUUCAUCUUUUGUUUUUCAUUAAAGCUGCAUUUAGAUCCUCAUUCCUUGUCUGCCUCGUUAUAGAAAGACUGACCAUCCGAAAUGGAUCUAGCAGCGUGCUUUGUCCAGUUGAGCCGAGCAAACUUAUCAAUUAGAGAAUACUCUCUUCUGUUUAGCACCGUUGCCAGAUACACAGGAUUUACCGAUUCCCACUUGAAGUCCUUGUAUCAGAUCGGUCUCCUAGCUCACAAGUGGAGGGAAUUGCCAGAGACCGGUGAUUACACGUGGGAGGAAUAUGUGGAGUUAAUUUCAGAGACAUUCGCUUCAGAGGAACCUCCUCUCAACCCCGUUUCCGAGUCUUCCACACCUCAGCCUGUUCCAUGUCAUGCCACAGCUACACCUGAGUCUGCUCCACGCCAUGUCACCACCAAGUUUAAGUCUACUCCACGCUAUACCACAACCCAGCCUCCCACAGCCCUUGUUUCAAAGUUAAAUUAUCCACCACUUAUGUCAGUGCAUAGGGUUAUGAAGACCCUACCUCACAGCUUGUCAGUACUCGCGCCUGCCACGGCCAACCAGCCCACACCUGCCACGGCCAAUGAGCCAACGGCCACGCCUGCCACGGCCAACGAGAUAGAAGCCUCGUCCGUCCCAGUGCUGGCGUUGCCAACUUCGGCUAUCCAGAGGAGGAGGAAGAGAAGAAAAGUUUCUGUACCCAAGUCUCUUCCCGUGUACACGACCACGGAGGUCGUUCCUGAGUCUCCUCCCAUGCCCACGACCACGGAGGUCGUUCCCAAGUCUCCUCCCAUGCCCACGACCACGGAGGUCGUUCCCGAGUCUCCUCCCAUGCCCACGACCACGGAGGUCGUUCCUGAGUCUCCUCCCAUGCCCACGACCACGGAGGUCGUUCCCGAGUCUUCUCCCAUGCCCACGACCACGGAGGUCGUUCCCGAGUCUCCUCCCAUGCCCACGACCACGGAGAUCGUUCCCGAGUCUCCUCCCAUGCCCACGACCACGGAGGUUGUUCCCGAGUCUCCUCCCAUGCCCACGACCACGGAGGUCGUUCCUGAGUCUCCUCCCAUGCCCACGACCACGGAGGUCGUUCCCGAGUCUUCUCCCAUGCCCACGACCACGGAGGUCGUUCCCGAGUCUCCUCCCAUGCCCACGACCAUGGAGAUCGUUCCCGAGUCUCCUCCCAUGCCCACGACCACGGAGGUUGUUCCCGAGUCUCCUCCCAUGCCCACGACCACGGAGGUCGUUCCCGAGUCUCUUCCCAUGAACAUGACCACGGAGGUCGUUCCUGAGUCUCUUCCCAUGUUCGCGACCAUGGAGGUCAUUUCCCAUUCAUCCAAGACUCUUUGUCUCGAGCCUGCCAUGGCUCCGCCUUCCACUGCUUCGCUCCCAGAGCCUGCUCCUUCCACGGCUCCGCCCUCAGAGCCUACUCCGCACCUAGAGCCUGCUCCUACUAUGGCUCCGCCCCCAGAGCCUGCUCUGCCUUCCACAGCUCCACCCCCAGAGUCUUCCACGGCUCCGCCUGCUCCCCCAGAGACUAUUCCUCCAGCGGCUCCGCCUGCUCCCCCAGAGACUCCUCCUUACAGCGGCUCAGCCACCUGACCCAGUCCCUGUCCUGCAGCUGCCUCCCAGGCCUCCUGACCCUGUCUUGGCCCUGCAGCCGCCUCCCAGGACUCCUGACCCAGUCCCCACCUUGAGGUCAUCUCCUUGGUCUCCUGGCCAUCCGCCUGAUCUGCUCUGGUCUCCUUGGUCUCCUGGUCAUCCGCCUGCUCUGGUCUCCUCGGUCUCCUGGCUGCCCGCCUGAUCUGCUCUGGUCUACUUGGUCCUCCAGUCCUGCAGCGUCACUCUGGCUCUCCAUCCCUCCAGCUCCGCCUUGGUUUCAAACCUCCCUGACUUUGCCUUGUUCCUCUGCUCCCCUUGCCCCUUGUACCCCCCUGAACUACCUGUUUUCCCCCACACUCCAUGGACAAUUUGUUUUUAUUUUUUGGAGUGUCUGGAAUCUGCUCCUUAAAAGGGGGGCUCUGUCACAUAUUCCCUGUUUUUGUGUUGACUUUUGUUGAAAUUCGUUUAGUUCCCAUUUCCUGUUAGUUUGUAGUCCUUUUGUAGUUUCAUUUUAUGAUCUGUUUUCCCCUGAUUGUUUCCACAGGUGUUCCUCGUUCCCUUGUUUGCCCCCAUGUAUUUAAGCCCUUGUUUUCCCCUUGAAUCUUUGUCAGUCUUUACAUGUGUUGUCAUGUUCUGUGCCUGGUUUCCCAUGUUUUUGUUUCGUUUUAUUUUGUUUAGUUACUUUGUUCGUCUUUUGUUUUUCAUUAAAGCUGCAUUUAGAUCCUCAUCUGCCUCAUUACAAUCUUGCAGCUAUGCUUUUGAAACAGUGAGUAUUUUAACGUUUAAGUAAGGGCCCCAUUUGCAUCCAUUCUAAGUGCCUCACUGUAACCUUGAUUUUUGCUCUUUUUUAAAGAAAAGGAGGGACAAGUCAAAAUUUGUGAUAGUCAGCAUUAUGCCAUAAAUGCUGUUAAUUGAGCCUAACUUGUAUUGAAUCUGGAAUAUUCCUUUAAGCAGAAUGCUUGGAAAACAUUUACCCCAUUAUUUAUGCUUACAACAUUAUUAAAUGUGUCACAUA